GUCAGAGAAGGGUUUUUAUCUCAACUGGAUAUUUUAAGCUAGAAUUUAUAGUAUGGAUAGAGAUAUAGAUCAACUAAAUUCGGCUUUAAAUGCCGUAAAAGUUUUAAGAUCUAAUGUGAGAAGCGUCUUCGAGUCAGUUAGUAAUGGCCUAAGAGCAGAUCAUGGAGAUGAAGGAAAGGAAACAAAAUUUAUUUAUGAACUUCAGGAGCUUUUAACGACUGUGAAUAAUAAUUUAAGGGAUGUAGAAAAUGCAGUAGCAAAUUUGACACCACCUCCUGGAGCUUUUAGCUUAGGAAAUACCACAUACCUUAGCCAAGAGACAACUCAAGAAAGACAAGCUUUGUAUGGACAACUUGUAAAUAGUUACAAAUGGACUGAUAAAAUUCGGGAGUAUAGUGCAGUGGCAGGAAACAUCCUAGCAGCCAAUUCUUUCAAUAAGACAUACAAAACUUAUAGUACUGCCAAAAGAAGAAAAACACAGACAAGUCAACAUAAUGUAUUGCCAGAGGUAAUAGAGAAUUUAAUAACAAGCAUUGACAGACUCUUUCCUGAUGUGACUUUUACAACUAAUAGGCCAAUGGUACCAAAUCCUGUGAUUCAAGUGUCGCUAGGAAGAGUUCUCAAAGCAAUUAUUGCAUUCAAAGGUUUAAUGAUUGAGUGGGUUGUAGUAAAAGCUCACGCAGAAUCAAAUGACCUUUGGACAGAAUCUCGCUACAAGGUCUUUAGGAAAGUAACUGAGAAUUGCCACGCUGCAAUGUGCCAUUUCCAUUCUCCUUUGAUGCCGGAAUUAGCCAUAAGGUCUUUCAUGCAUUGGUUUCACAGCUACAUAACACUAUUUAAUGCUCCGUGUAAACGAUGUAGCAGUCAUCUAAACAAUAACUUGCCGCCUACAUGGAGAGAUCUAAGAAGUUUAGAACCAUAUCAUGAAGAAUGUAAAUAAUAGAUUAAGAUUAGUAUUUAGUGUCUUUUAUAUUUAUAUUUAUUUACAAAUAAAGUAUUUGACUGUC
Messenger RNA from Diabrotica balteata, 1007 nucleotides. The record is from the annotation of a GenBank genome assembly. NCBI's taxonomy places the organism in Eukaryota, Metazoa, Arthropoda, Insecta, Coleoptera, Chrysomelidae.